AUGGCAUCUUCUACUGUCGGGCAGGACUUUGGUGUCCUGGAAACUGAGCGGUACAUUCCCCUGAUUGUUCUGGGCUCGAUCUCAAGUCUCUUAUCCAUCUUUGGAUCAACCUGUGUCAUAUACAUGUCGUCCAAGAAGCUUCAUAAGAUUAUGCACAGGCUCGUGUUCUUGUUGAGUAUUUCCGAUAUUAUGGCCUCAUUGGCGGCCUUGUUCAUGCCCUACAUGGUGCCCUCCUUCAUGGGACUUCUCGGUGCCGUGGGAAACGUCGCCUCUUGCUCCGCGGCGGGGUUCUUUCUCAGUUUGGGAGUCAUGAUGGCAUGUUGCUACAACUUUUAUUUGAGUGGAUACUAUCUUGCCACUGUCCGGAAAAACUGGAAAGAAUACGACUUUCGAAAACCGUUUGAAAUUGCGGGCCAUGCAUUGGCCCUCUUGGUUCCUCUGGCCAUUAGUUUGAUCGCCGCAACUACUGGUUCCAUGAAUCCCUCUCCGUUGGCUAACAAUCUCUGCUCGUACACCACCUGGCCGUGGGAAUGCUUCCACAACGACGACAUACCAUGUGAGCGGUCGUCACCAGAGCUUGUCACUGCCGUUACCAUCUCUCGGGCGACUUUCACAAUGGUCUUGACAACAAUCAGCUUCAUCUUUACUUUCACGGUUUGGUGGACGGUCCGUGCCACGCUCAAGAAGAGCGAUUCUUAUCGCUUUGCUGGCAGCAGCGACAACAGCUCACGUACUGACGAGCGCCUGAAGGAGGUGUCUACACAAGCAAUCCUCUAUUCUUUGGUCUAUCUGAAUACGUUCUUCUGGCCAUUUUUUGGAUUGGUCGCCGGGUUCGGUCUGUCCCAUGAGGAAAUGCAGGACAAGAAAACGAAAGCAGGAUUCUAUAUCGUGCAGGUCUUGUACUGGAUGCUGUAUCCAUUGCAGGGUUUUUUUAACUUCUUUGUCUACACACGCCUCAAGUUCAAGGCGUGGAGAAAGGCAGAUCCCGACCGGUCUCUUGUGUCCAUCUAUCACCAGAUCAUGAUUGCCAAAGAGGCACCACCUUUAUCCCAACGACGACAAGUCCGACCAGAAACGAAGCAAACCAAUACGAGCAGCAACAGUGCCGCCCAUUGA
Molecule: messenger RNA, 1116 nt
Organism: Seminavis robusta
Lineage: Eukaryota; Bacillariophyta; Bacillariophyceae; Naviculales; Naviculaceae
Source: the annotation of a GenBank genome assembly